This is a messenger RNA of Torulaspora globosa, 1983 nucleotides long. RefSeq lists its product as uncharacterized. The transcript has a single exon. NCBI's taxonomy places the organism in Eukaryota, Fungi, Ascomycota, Saccharomycetes, Saccharomycetales, Saccharomycetaceae. Bases 1 to 1983 code for a protein of 660 amino acids. The record is from RefSeq and is a predicted model, not a curated record.
AUGGGUGCCAAAAGGCAUAAAAAUCUCAUACUAUGUUUCGAUGGAACGCGUGAGAAUUUUGGACCUCAUCCAAUAUCCAAUGUAUUGAAGCUUUAUCAGAUGCUGAAGAAUGACGAUGAUAAAAUCCAGAUGUGUUAUUAUCAGUCAGGCAUAGGUACCGAAGCAGAUUUCGAUCCCGUGGUUGAUAUUAGAAGGAAAUUGACUUUAUCUCACCUGCAAAACAUCACUGAUGCGAUGUUUGCUUCCAGUCUUGAGCAUCAUAUUGUGACGGGUUAUAUUUUUUUAAUGGAAAACUACGAGGCAGGAGAUCAAAUAUUUAUGUUUGGCUUCUCACGCGGGGCUUUCAUUGCCAGAGCAUUGGCAGGCAUGUUAGAGCGAGUUGGUCUUCUAAAUCGAGGGCUAACCGGAAUGGUAAGCAUGGCAUGGAGAAUAUACGAGAAAUGGGAAUUUUCUGAACAACCUGGUCAACCGGAUUACUCCAGCACACUGGCAGAUGAAUUCAAAAGAACCUUCUCUCGGAGCUAUGAAGUUCGCAUCCAUUUUCAAGGUUUAUGGGAUUCCGUUAACUCGGUAGGUAUUUUGCGCGAUAAGCUGUUUCCUUGUACGCAAAGGAGCGCGAUUGUGGACCACGUAAGGCACGCAGUCUCUCUUGAUGAAAGAAGGGGCAAAUACAAGCAGCAAUUAUUUGCGCCGUAUCCCAUGUUAAACCAGCCUGCCAGCGAGAAUGACAGCCAAUCGCAUUGUAAUUCGCUUCCAUCUUUGGCUAGCGAUUCCGCGCUGCAAAUGGAUCAUGCAUACUCUGCUCCUAGUCUUCUUUGCUCCACCGGUGGGGAGACUCAGAUCAGCGGUCCACAAGAUCCUAAACAGACUACCAGUGGGCAGAUAUCCUGCCUGAAUACUGCGCGAAGGGCGUUCAUAAACAAUUCUUGUUCAUCCAGUGAGGUUUCAAAUAUUGACGCUGAGAAUCAAGAUGAAUUUGAAAGCAGAAACCGCUCAACUGACACGAGAACGGGUGUGAGCCCAGAUUUGAUCGAGAAAUGGUUUCCCGGUGAUCAUUCAGAUAUUGGAGGCGGUUGGGGGGCUGAUUGCUCAACCAGAGAAGAUUUAUCGAAUUUGUCUAUCCGCUGGAUGAUUGCUGAAGCGUUUAAACAUGGAGUGAAGUUCAAACCUGGCUCAGUCACCUCUUUCGCUUCAAAGCAUACGAAUAUAGGCUCAUUGUUCUCGACAAUACAUGACAGGCUUAGUUUCAACCAAGGGAUUAAACUCACAGCGCUGGAUGAAGAAGAUAUUGAAAAACCAUAUAUUGCAACUAGCUCUCAGAUAGGUUCUUCUGCUGUAAGCUGGUUUGGAAAGAUUUUGAUAGAUCUUCGUGAAAUGAGAAAGACAGAAUCUUUAACUGAUGAAGAGGCUGCUCGAGAGUCUUAUAGUGCAAAGUGCCAAGGCAUAGGCAAAUUCGAGACUUUCUUAUGGUGGGUCCUAGAGUUUAUCCCUAUCGGCCUAAGGAUAGAAACCCAGGCGGGAAAAUGGGAAAAUGUUUAUAACCCCAACCUUGGCCGGCAUAGAUAUGUACCGCUCAAUGGUGACCUGCAUUGGUCAGUAUUUUGGCGCAUCAAGUAUGAUCAGAGGUAUCGGCCCUCAAACUUACCCAGCUAUGCAAGAGAACUACUCAGAGAGUUCGAGGGCCUUGAGUUGAAGACAGACCCGGUUACGAAUAUAAACACCAGAGCCUUGCCCCUUGAUACAUAUCCGGCAACCAAGGUAGGUGCUACCAAUACCACGCUAAGCCGUGAGCGAUAUCAAGAUGCUCAGACCUUGAUGCAGUCGCUGCUACCUGCGGAAGACCUAGCCAUGAUUGUCACUAAACAGAGCGCCAAGAGUCGCUAUCUAGCCAUGAGGAAGCGAUUUGUCCGCUGGGCGGCAACGUGUUGGCAAGAGUUUCCAGAUGAUCUCAGUGAAUUGCUGCAGAAAAAUCCUGGCGUUUAA